Lates calcarifer (barramundi perch) is the source of this 2567-nucleotide messenger RNA. RefSeq names its product SURP and G patch domain containing 1 (gene sugp1). The record is from RefSeq and is a predicted model, not a curated record. Lineage: Eukaryota; Metazoa; Chordata; Actinopteri; Centropomidae. Gene Ontology annotation, cellular component: nucleoplasm. The transcript is spliced from 14 exons. Bases 137 to 2041 code for a protein of 634 amino acids. Gene Ontology annotation, biological process: RNA processing. Gene Ontology annotation, molecular function: RNA binding.
CAAACAACAACCGGAAGUCUUAGGUCAGAUUUUUCUAGCGGACUCUGCUUCCAAGUCAGCUACACGGUAGCAGCGAGGGGCUUUUUGUAGUCAGUGAGCGUUAUUUUCGAAGUAUAUUCGUCCUCUUGCUGCGGCCAUGGAGUCGAGCGAUGCAGGACGAGGGGGGUGGAAGACCAAGCCUGCCCAGCCCCAGAAAAACAAGAUGAACAUGAAUAUUCUCCGUCAAGAGAAGCUCAUAGCUCAGAAGAAGAAAGAGAUUGAGGCUAGAAUGGCAGAGCAAGCUAAAAUUAAUGCGCAAACCACUAGCAAGCCCCUGCCUCCAAGUGGUUCUCCUAGUCUUCAAGGAGCCUCCUCAAACAAGUUUGCAAACGAUGGAAGCUUCUUACAACAGUUCAUGAAGAUGCAGAAAGAGAAAUCCAACAGCGUGCCAGGUUCCAUGAGUGAAACCAAAACUCCUUCAACGUCACCAGGCGGAAACGCACUUCACAAAAAGAGCAUUCUUGUUGGGAAGCGGCCUGGCCUUGGAGUCAGUAGCAUGCUCAGUCAGUUCAAGAGCUACUCACAGUCCAAGAAGAAUCCUGUUCUCAGCCAGAGGCCAAGUGUGUUUUGCUCUCCAGAUGACGACGAGGAAGAAGAUGCUGAUUACUCCAAAUUCCUAGAGAUGAAAGUCUCUCCCCCAGAGGAUUCAGACACCAGACUCAUUAUCGACAAGAUGGCAUCUUUUGUGGCAGAGGGGGGACCUGAACUGGAGAAAAAGGCCAAGGAGGACUACAGAGACAAUCCUGUUUUCUCAUUUUUAUAUGAUAAGAGCAGCAUGGAGUAUCUCUACUACAAAAACAGAGUUGCAGAAUUGAGAAGGGAUUUGCUAAAACCUGAGAAUACAUCAGAUAAUGUCUCCCCCCCAGUGGACGCGGAAACCCAGCAGGUGGCUGAGAAGCUGGCCAGGUUUGUGGCGGAGGGUGGCCCCGAGGUGGAAGCCAUCGCUGCUGAACGCAACCGAGACAACCCUGCCUUCAGUUUUUUAUAUGAUUACCAAAGUCCAGCUUACCACUUCUACAAAGACAAAGUUCAGGAGUAUCGUGCUGCCAUCCCCCAGAGCUCCUCACCUCCUGCAACAGAGUUCAGGACAGAUGUUCAGCGACCAGCUGUUCCACCAUUUCCAGGAAUCCCUCCAACAUUGAACCCAACAUCUCUACCCCACUCUCAAGAGUCAGACACCCCACCCGGUAAACGGAAGAGGAAGAGCAGAUGGGGAUCUGAGGAUGACAAAGUUGACUUGCCCAUUCCUCCCGUCAUUGUUCCUCCGGAGAUUAAUGUUCCAGACCCCAACACACCCUCUCUCUCUGCCCAGGAGCUGAGAGGUCUUGGUUAUAAGAAGGGAAAGCCUCUUGGUCUCGUUGGAGUGACAGAACUAUCAGAGGACCAGAAGAGACAACUCAAAGAACAACAAGAGAUGCAAGAGAUGUAUGACAUGAUCAUGAAGCACAAGCGUGCCAUGGCAGAAAUGCAGGUGAUGUGGGAGAAGGCCAUAAGAGACCAUCAACAUGAAUACGACAGCGAUGAAGAAGUAGACCAGCAGGCAGGCACCUGGGAGCAUCGUCUUCGAAAGAUGGAAAUGGAGAAGACGCGUGAGUGGGCAGAAUCUCUGACAGAAAUGGGUAAAGGGAAACACUUUAUUGGGGACUUCCUGCCUCCUGAGGAGCUGGAGAAGUUCAUGGAGACCUUCAAGGCACUCAAGGAGGGCCGGGACCCAGACUACUCAGAAUACAAAGAGUUUAAGUUGACGGUGGAGAACCUUGGUUUCCGAAUGCUUAUGAAGAUGGGUUGGAAGGAAGGUGAAGGCCUCGGCAGUGAAGGACAGGGAAUCAAGGCUCCCGUCAACAAGGGACAGACAGCAAUGAACGGAGCAGGGUUAGGAAUCGACCGUCCAGCUGAGCUCACAAAAAGUGACGAUGAAUACGAUGCUUUUAGGAAGAGGAUGAUGCUCGCUUACCGCUUCAGGCCAAAUCCACUGAAUAAUCCACGGAGACCAUAUUACUGAUGUAGGGGACUGUUUUUGUUUAUUCUUGGUCUUGUUAAUCAUAACUUAAAAGCUGGUUUCUCCAGUUGCCACAGCUCUGCUAAGUUGUGAAAUGGACACCGUUGCACAGUAGAAAUUUUGAAAUUUGAAGUGUGUGUGUGAGAGGGUAAUGAACUUUGAGAAUGGCUGAAAUAUUGUUAGAUCGAUUACAUUUUAGGUUUAAUUUGGUUAAAUAAUCAAAACUGUUUUCUUUUAAUACUUGAUCACCUAUUUUGUUACAUUUCAAUUUAAUACUAUAUCACUUUUAAAUUUGUAAAGACAUUACAUCGCCUGACUUCCAUAAUAAUUUCAUUUGUUUGUGUAACCAUUUUGUUCCCUUUGAAAGUUUGAUUUAACUUUGCAUUCCAACUAAAUAACAGUUCUGUAUUAUUACAUGGCCCUCUGUAUAAACUGCAUUGAGUAAUCUUCCUCACUGUGCUAUAUAUAAUUUUUUGUUCUUUCAUUAUAUGCUCCAGUGUUCACAAUUAAAAAUGGCCACUUGCUGAAA